This is a messenger RNA of Copidosoma floridanum, 931 nucleotides long. RefSeq lists its product as uncharacterized. Lineage: Eukaryota; Metazoa; Arthropoda; Insecta; Hymenoptera; Encyrtidae. The record is from RefSeq and is a predicted model, not a curated record.
CCAGAGAACAAGUGCAACUGCCGAACAAUGACGCCGAAACUGUGGCUCUUUAAUUACUUGGUGACUGCGAUUAUGGUGUGUCAGUCCCAAGCCGAGCGAACAGAUCCAUCUGUAAGAAUAUCUCUGUUACCCAACUCUGAUCAACUCGCUCAACCAUUCCAAAUGGAUAUGAUGAAUAGGUUCAAUCAAUUUGCAGAGGUACCUCAAUAUUUUAUGCAUCCGAUGAUGAUGUAUCCCUACGAUUUUAACAAAAGAUUCCUCCAGAACAGACGAGCAGCUCAAAGCGGCGAAAUCGCGGAAGAUAAAGACACCGAGGCCCAAAAAUCUGUAGAAAAGUCCGAGAUCGAUCAAAAAACGACGGACCUGACAAAUGAAACUGAAAAAGUGACCACCAAAAACGAGACGAAGAAACAAAAAACCACUGGUAAAAUGAAGGAAAAACUAGUUAAUUAUCAGACCAAAGCUGUCACCUCCCUGAAAAAUUUGGGAAACAAAACUCAUCAAGGACCGAAGAGCAAGGGCAACUCGAAACUUUAUCUGAAGAAAGAAAAAGACGCAGAAGCAGCAAAAAAGCCGCAUAGCAACGAAACGUCCACGGCUGGUCCUCCCAAAAGCGACACUGCGGGUCAGGAAAAGUUAGAGGAAAAAAUGGACGGGUCGAAAAAAAAGACGAGCGACGGCGAGCGCGUUGCCAGCAGCCGCCACAAGGAGCCCGACCACGACGCGUCGAUGGAAGAGGUUUUGGAGGAGUUCCGGCGCGUCCUGGGCCCCGCUCACAUAAAAAAAUUUUCGGAGUUCAUCAAGGUGCCCAGCAACGACACGCACAACAAGAUCAUCCUAGCCAUAGCGAGUAACUCCAACGAGACUGCAGACCUCAAGGAGCCGAAGGACAAGUCCUAGGUAUUGUGACCACCAUCAACGCAGUCUACCU